This is a messenger RNA of Strongylocentrotus purpuratus (purple sea urchin), 4119 nucleotides long. Its product is annotated as organic solute transporter subunit alpha. Lineage: Eukaryota; Metazoa; Echinodermata; Echinoidea; Camarodonta; Strongylocentrotidae. Gene Ontology annotation, biological process: transport. The coding region runs from base 915 to 2333 and encodes 472 amino acids. Gene Ontology annotation, molecular function: transporter activity. The record is from RefSeq and is a predicted model, not a curated record. The transcript is spliced from 8 exons.
AACUAAGACAGGGCAACAUUAUCAGAGAGUUGUAACAAACUUGUCACUCUACACCGCUUAUUUUGACGUUCCUGAUACUCUGCCCGCGGUGUUUUGGGGGUAACAAUAGCCCAAGCGAUUGGCUUUCGCUCUCCUGAGUUUACCAAUCUCUUCGCGCGUUGGGUUUCUGUCUGCGAGCCGGAGUGGUGUGCUAAACUUUCGCCCAGUAACCUUUCACCCGCACGGAGGAAAAUUUGCAUAUGCAUGAGAGCGCCGUCCUCACGAACCAACGUUCGUGUCGUCUGCUUGUAAAUGGCCUUUCUGUGCUUGUGGUUGGCGGGUAGCAGAGGGACUAUCGACCAGUCAGAACACCCUUAGGAAACUUUAUCAGCAUUCGGUAUGCCAUUGCCCUUACCUAUUGUGAAACGAUCACCUCCACGAGCUUCAGUAUUGUGUAGGACAGACUGAUUGAAAGGCCGAGUCGCGUACAAGACUACAUGCUGGGAUUUAAACAAAAAAGUCUUUGUGCAUAUAUUUAUUUAUUUACCUCGUGUACAUAGUAAUACACAGCCGAGAGAAGUGAAUGGCAAGGAACCACAUACAUGUUAAAAAGUGUGCACACCAACAGAGUUUCUUCAUAUUUGAUUUAGGAAUCAACGCGACAACACCUUGUGAAUAUAUCCGGGACGAGGUGCAGGUGAAGGUAGACAUAGCCCGAAGAGCCCCGGGGAAAGUUGUUGACCGAACCUUCAAGACGCCAUAUCCAUCCACUGCUGGGAAAGCGUUUAAACUUGACGCCUCUGAAGGAAAUUCGGCCUACCAAAGAAAGGAAAUCACCACAUGCAUCGUUUCGAUCAAGAAAACGACACCAUAAGUCAUUCCAAUUAAAAUAACAGGUGAUUCACCUUGAAGCAGAGCUCGAUCUCUUUAUCAAGAUGGAUGGCUUUGCCGAUCUGAUGAUCAACGAGACCAAUGCGACUUCCGGUCCAGUCGUUCCGGCAUGUUGGCCUGUUCUCAUCGACCCUACUACUACGGAACUUCUUGAUGCGCUGGGCGGCAACUCCAAAUUCCUCGGCGUCAUGGGCACAGCCAUUGCCCUGACAGUCUUCAAUGUAGGCAUGUACAUGGAGACUCUAUGGUUCCUCUGCAGAAAGAUCCCAAGCAGAAGGAAAAUACAACUCUCAUUCAUCAUGGGUAUAUAUCCAGUUUUCUCCGUCACUUCUCUGCUAGCUAUGUUCAUACCAAGAGCUUCGAUUAUCACAGGGUUUACUGCUCAUGUAUACUUUUCCAUGGCCCUUGUUCAGUUUAUUAUGUUGUUGACUGGUUACUAUGGUGAUAAAGCGAAAAUGUUAAGGAUAUUGGAUGGAAAUAUCAUUCCACUGGCCACGCCACCUCUGUCGUUGUUCUGUAUUUGCUGCCUGCCAAAGAUUCCAAUCAAUAAGGUUACCCUUCCAAAGUUCGUGAAGUUGAUUCGUGGUCUGGUGCUACAGGUAGCCGUCAUCAAACCUCUGUUCUACUUCCUGGGUGCUGUACUAUGGCUCAACGGAUCCUUCAUUCCUGGAGAUUUUUCAAGUACUGGCACAUACCUGUGGUUCAACGUCAUCUAUAUCGUUUCAACGCUGUUCGCCCUCAACGGCAUCAUCAUCUUUUACAAGUUAUCGAGGGAACCGCUCAAGGAGUACCAUCUCACUCCAAAGUUCUUCACCGUCCAACUCACCCUCAUCCUCACCAACGUCCAAUCUUUCACCAUCGGCCUCUGCGCCAUCGCAGGGAACAUCGCCUGUAAGCCACCCUUCCACCCCGGCCUGAGGGCGCUGUAUAUCGACAGUCUACUCAACAUCGUCGAGAUGUUUCUCUUCAACAUAUUUGCCACGGUCUGGUACAGGAGACUGAAAGGCAACAUAGGACAGGAACAACUUCUUGAGAGGCGAGAGUACGCCAGACUGAGCCAGAACUCGUACCGCCGAGACCCGGCCCAACAGAUCGCACUCGGCGACGAAAACGACAACAAAACCGACCUCGCGCUUUACAAACCUACGUACCCAGACGCCACCGGCAUUGUCACCAGACAAAAUGGCGGAUCCUCUGUGCAUGCGCAAGGAGUCGGAGAUACGCCGUGGCAGCAGUUUGGGGAUGCACCCGCGGAGAGUGAGCUGAAGCAACCCUUUCUUCAUGUUGCUGCUGAUAGCCAACCGAACGGGAGUGUUGCAUGUAGAGUGACCGACGAGACGUUGAACCAUCAUCAGUCACCGCCGCACAAGAACACUGUUGACGAUACCGUCGAACGAGGCUCCAUCAAGUCAGGGUCGAUUCCUUGGAGUGGUUCCGGGUCAGACAGGGAGACGGACGUCUAAGUUCAAAGGUUACCCAAAGACUGAGGACUCUAUUAAAAGUAUUUUCGUGUAUGACCAAAGAGUAUCUCUUUGGUAUGACACAGUGGUUGCAGAAUAUAAUCGCUAGCCAUAUCAGCAUUAUAAUUAUGCCGCUCAAGUUCGUGGUGCUCGCGAAUCAUGACAUUAAAUAUAUGUAAAGUAUGAUAUCUGAUUAUGCAAACUUCUGUCAAAUCUCAUUAUCAAUAUUUUUGAAAAAAUGUUUAGAAUUCCAUGACUCUUUUUGACACAGAAUUUACUCUAUUUGUGUCUUAUUUAUCUUAUGGCCAAAAUAAUAUGAAGUUCCCGUCAUGACGAUGAUAAUGGCUUAAAUUGGCAAAUGGUUGUAUAUUUGUAAUAACAUUCACUUUAUUUUAUGCUAUCUAUACCAAAGAUCACUUACGUAAGCUAUCAAGUAUUGUCAUCAAAUUUUGUAGUUUCUAAAAAAUGUCUUUCUUGAUUGAAACCAAUUAUUGCCAAUGCAAGAACAAAAUCUACCAUGAUAAAUGUUUUGAGUUGUACGCUACCCAUUUGCGAUUCUCAUCUUCAGUUCUACAUAAAGUGCGAUUGACUCUGUCACGAUUAUGACCAGAACGUGAGCGAAACAGAGCUACGAAUAAAACAUAACCAAUGUUUGCCUUUGAAACAUUAAACUCGAAAGGAUCAAUUUGAGGAGAAUCAAAUUUUGUUGUACUUUCACAUUCCUCAUUAUUACUAUUAUUACUAUUAUGUUUAUAUUAUAUAAAGAUAUUAAUAUUCAUAUCUUAUCUAACACUUUCAUGUUCUAGAAAGAGGGUGACUUGUGUUUACUUUUUAAAGAGGCCCGGCCCUUGUAAACGGCUGUUAUGCAGUAGAAUAUUUAUUUUAGAAUCUCAUGUAAUACGACAUUUUAUUAUUACAUUUAUCAUCACGCAUCCGUUUUAAAUCGGCAUUGAUUGCAAGAUUUGUAACAAGAGGCUUUUAGUUCAACAAUGACAAAUUACAGAAUACUCCACGGAUUAACUUCGAAUAGCCGACAAGUGCAAAUACGAUUGUAUUUUUUCAAAUCAUUUUUUUUUGUCAAAAAAGCGCAUUUUAAAAUUUGUUGACAUGUAUUAUGCAGCAAGUCUAUUCAGAUUGCUAUAAUAGUAAUACGCUCUAACACUACGCGAAUUGCUUGGAGAAAGAGCAAACCAUGAUCCGUGUUUAAAUCUUUAAAACGACGAUUUGUAUGUGAAUUAAGACCUUGUUUGAUUAUUUCUCCUUUUCCGCGCGUUUUAUAUGCACGAAAAACAAGCUUCUCUCUUCAGUAAUAUUAUCACAUUGAGGGGGAAAAGGUAACUAAAUAUCCUCACAGAGGGGUGAAUAUUCGAAAGCUGAGUAUCUUGUCAAAGAAUGUCAUGCACUUGUGUUGGAUACACCUGGAUAUCUUACGUAACAUAAUCACUCACUGAAGUGCCUUAUAUAUAAACUAAUGAUGUCUUUUUACCCGUCGCAAUUAUAAUAUCGCCAUUUUGUACGUCUGGCAAACAAAAUUAAUGCACUCAGUGGAUUUUAUAUCGAGACAUUUUAUGUGCUUUAUCAUAUUUUGUGUUAGUCCUUCGUUUACGACAUGAUGAAUGAUGAAUGAUGGUGAGUGUCAAAAUAAUGGCAGUAAUAUUCUUUUGAGCUUCGGGGUUUCGAUAACUUAUACAUUUUUUUGUCAAUGUUUCUAAAAAGAUACGUUUUAUAUUUUAGCUUGUCAUCAUUUUUAUGAUUAUAAUUCCAUUCAGAAUAAACCAAAUAAAUGUUA